Molecule: messenger RNA, 4270 nt
Organism: Colossoma macropomum (tambaqui)
Lineage: Eukaryota; Metazoa; Chordata; Actinopteri; Characiformes; Serrasalmidae
Gene: arhgef49
Exons: 8
Coding region: 402-3893 (1163 amino acids)
Biological process (GO): positive regulation of Rho protein signal transduction
Molecular function (GO): guanyl-nucleotide exchange factor activity
Source: RefSeq, a predicted model, not a curated record
AGCUACCGGCGCUACACGACAACAGAGCUCACAGCACAUGCAGCUAGUUUAGGCUGGAGUGGUAAAAAAUCAUUUAGCGCUGCGAACUGGACGACGUGUUAAUUAGGAGCCAAACACGAGCUCGGUGCGAGGCGGCGUUAGCUCCGCCGGUCAUUCCGGGUGAAGUGGACGCGGCUCAAUGGACUUCUCUGAACGCGGGAGAAGCAGCGAGCAAUAUGUUUAUGCUCAGGGCUUCAGCUGUCUGGAUUUGUGGAUGCUGAGUCUACCUUGAAGGACAGAUCAGCAGACAAAGAAGCAUUUUGGGGGAGCCAGUGAAUUUUAGCCUGAAGCAAGCAGAGUAAAGGUGCACACAGAGACUUUGUUAAAAUGGGGGCUGUGAUCCCCGUGCCUCUCUCUGAUGGAUGCGGGCUCAUGCUGUGGUCAUGCCGGACGUGAAGGCUCUGCCAUGUGAGUACUCCCCAGCAGGCUCCCCUGCUGGCUGCAGCAUGGACCUGGAGCCCUGCCUCAGUGAGCUGCCAGACCCUCUAUCUGUCCUUGGCCCCCCGUUGUCUGGGUUCCCCCACCACAGCACACCUUCCUUCUCCAACGUGGCCGCUCCGGCAGGUCGCUGUUCUCCAGGAUGCAACAACAACAACAGUCUUCUUGGAAACCUGGGGCUCAGGUACUGCUCCACCAGCAGUGUGCAACCACUCAAACAGCCCGAAUCUCGAGUGGGGCUCUUCUCUCAGGGCUGCAUGAAUUCCGGCAGCAACCGAAUGUACCGCAGCCUGGAGAACCUGCACUGGAGUUCAGCACCUGACCCUGGCGUUUACACUUAUAGGAGUGUAGAAAGUGAGUUCAUUCUCCACUGUACCUCCAGCAGUCAGUGGUACGAUGGGCCUCCUCAGGGAUCACAUGUCUACAGUGUAAUGCACACCCCUGAGAGCAUGGCUUUCUACCCACGCCGUAACCUGGCAAGAAAGGACUUGCCUCUGUUCCCUCAGUGGCUAUUCCCUGCUGUGGAGGACUGGGGUGUAAACGGAAAUGGCCGGAAAGGCCUGAGAGAUAAGCUCCGCCUCCAGAGCGCUCGUGUCAAUGAGCCCCACAAGCCCCUUCGGCCUCAGCCUUUGCCCAACAAUAUCUCCCAUUCUUUUUAUGAUCCGGAAAUGGCUUUGCGCCAUGGUCGGCCCUCCUCCCCAGGGCUGGCAAACAGCCAGAGAGAGCUAUGCGCUCGCCGCAUCACCAGCCCCGAAGAGAUCAAGCAAGAAGUUCUGCGGCGACUGCAGCUGCGCAGGCAGAGGAGCACGCCUAACCUGGCCCUCAGCUCAGGUCAGGAAGCUAACCUUAGCAAGUCUUACACCUCUGAACCAGUCAACAGCAUUGCCCAGUCCACUCCUGAGAGGAAAAGGCCUCCAAUGGGCCGCCUACAUAUCCCAACGUUCGAGGAGUUCAAGAGAAUGAGGCAAAGAGAGAGCGGUCAGGGUCUGGGCCUUUUCACAGCGCCACCUGGUGGGGGAGGUGGGUCUGAAGGCCAGUGCAGGGAGGGAAACAGUAUGGAAAAAGCACAGGAGGUUAAAGACAAAUUACAGACAGAGGCUAAAACUGAGGCAGAAAUUGGGAAAAGCUGUAUUAACAGUGAAGAUGCAGCCCAGCUAUGUGGUUCCAGUGGCCAGGAGCUGACAGAGGGCAGUUCCUCUGCAGAGACCACAGAUGGACCCAUCUGUACAGGACCUGUGCCUCGCUCUCCUCUGCACUCCCAGACUGCUGCUGCCACAGGAGAAGCACAAGUCCAUGAAGUUGGGGGCACUGGGGCUACAGAUGUAGCUCUUCUCCCUUUCCCUCCCCGCAGGGAGAAUGCCGAGGGGGCAUCCAGCUGCUGUCCUGCUAUCCUCUUGGAUGGGACAGAGCUCUCUAGCUAUGGAGCCAAGAUCUACAAGAUGAAGGAGGACCUCCUCGGAUCAGCCCUGGACCUCAUAAAGAAGAGCUGCAGUGCAGACAUCAGCGCCGAAGCCCCCAUCAGGCUGUCACGUGACCCACACGACGGCGCUGACAUCAUCAGUCCCCAGCCCGGCCGUCAAUCUGCCCGCGUUGCCAUGACAACGCCGGCCUGCGGAGAAGAGGCUUGCACUGAAGCCACAGGACGAGAGGGAGAAGAGCCUGCAGAAUGCAUCUCUGGGUCAGGAUGCAGGCGCUCCAGCUCAGACGCUGCCUAUGAACCGGCCGAAUCGGUGAGGGCCCAGCGCGAGUGUCGUCUGCGGCCCCACUACAGCGACCCCAUGCCCGCUGAUGCUGCCAAGCGCAAGCAGCUGGAGAUGAAGAUCGCUGCGGCCGCACGCCUCCACAGUCAGCGGAGGGACAGAGAAAGUGGUGCAUGCAUAGUUAGGGGGCGCUCUGAGCCCAGAGGAGAAGGCCGGAGUGGAGGUCUGGGUGUGAACCGCGCAGGCCAACACCGCUGGAGCACGGUCAGCAGUCUGAGCGCGGACAGCGGCGUGGUAGGGCUGAGUGACGAGCGCGAGGAUGAGGAGGAGCCACGGCGGGCCCGCCGUAGUGCUGGAGCAGAGGUGGAGCGAGUGGACAGUGGCAUUGGUCCUGGGCUGGCCCGAGGUUGGAAGAGACCCUCAGCGUCUCUGAAGGCCUGGGAGGCCCACCGGCCAUGCCCGGACUGCGGCGACAGAGAGGGCACUCAAGGAGAGGGAAUGUGCGAGCGCUGUUCAAAGCUACGGACUGAGCGCAAAGAGGCCAUUCUGGAGUUUCUCAACACAGAGUCCAGCUAUGGGGAGGACCUGCGCAUCAUCAAAGAAGAGUUCUACUGCCCCAUGCAAAGUGCAGGGCUGCUCACGGCUGAACAGCUGGCUGUGGUCUUUAGCAAUGUGCAGGAGCUAAUUGAUGUGAACGACAGGUUUACAGAGCACUUGCAGGACAGCAUUGACCAGGCUUUUGAUCAGGGAGAUGAGGAUCUGCUAACUGUAUGCAUUGGAGAAAUCUUCUUGGAGUUUGUCAACAUGCUGCCAGCCUUCCAGACCUACUGCUUACAGCAGUCUGCAUCUGUAAACAUGCUUAAUACUCUGGAGAAGGAAAAAGAGCUGCUAAGGAUAUUCCUUGAUGUAUCGCAGAAUGAUAACACCGCUCUGCGGCGCAUGAAUCUGCGAUCGUUCCUCAUGGCUCCACUUCAGCGUGUAACCAAGUAUCCGCUGCUACUGAGUCGCAUCAGCAAGGCCACUAACGAGUGUCACCCCGACCACGCCCGGCUGAGGGAAGCCAAGAGUCGUGUGGAGUCCCAUUUGGAGCACAUCAACAUGAAGACCAAGCAGGAGGGCACAGCAACGUGGUCCCUGCGCUCCUUCCGCCGUGACAGCCGCAAGAACCGUGAGGUCAUCAACAUCGAGAUGAGAGAGAUGUCCAUGAAGACGGUGGGCUGGGCUCGGGAGAGCACACGCUUCAUCAUGGAGGGUCCGUUGCAGCUUUCACAGCCUGCAGAUGGCCAGUGGGUGAAGAAAGGGAGCAAGUCCCUCAAGUUUCAGAACGUUCAGAGUUUGCUCAUGGUGUGCACACAGCGCAGCACGGAGGGAGCACCUCCUGCAGAUGGUAUAAGAGGAGAGCAGCAAGAGACCAUUGAGACGGUGCGGGAUGGUGUGCUGGUGUUGAUUAAAGAUAAAAGUAGCGGUAAGUUCACUGUGUUGAGGGAGCCCAUCCGUCUGGCCAACUGUGUGGUAUCCUCCGACCCUGACUGUGACGACACUUUCGAGGUGCUGGACAUUCGCCGCGAGGCCUUUGUUUUCCGUGCCUCUGACAAAUCGCGCACACAGCAAUGGUUUCGUCAGAUCAAGAGGUAUGCCUGUGAUCUGGGAUUCUGGAGGAAAAGACGCAAUGCACUCCCCAAUAUUAUGAUCAACACGACCCAGAGCCGCUCCUGAGACUGGGCCCCGCAGCAAAUAUUUUCCCUAUUCAGCCUAAUUCUGCUGUAAAUAAUGGAAAAUAUUCAUUCAAUUGACAGUAUUAAAUAAAGGGAAAAUAGAUCUUAUAUUCCUUUUUCCUAAAGGACUUUAAUUGUGGGGUUUUACUGUGAUUUAAAAAAAAAAGAACUGUAUAAUGAUUUGGACAAGAGUGCACUUUCUAUAAUAAAACACUGACUUUCCCAAAAAGACAAAGAAGAAAAACAAACUUUCGUGUGAAGUUUCAGCUGUUUGGCAGACCAAAAUGAGGACGUGGUUGGGAACAUCACUGGCCACUGAUUGUAUAAUAUUUCUUAAUGAAGUACAUGUUUUCAGCAAUGACGUGGUUUUUGGUAAAA